Messenger RNA from Linum tenue, 3078 nucleotides. The record is from the annotation of a GenBank genome assembly. NCBI's taxonomy places the organism in Eukaryota, Viridiplantae, Streptophyta, Magnoliopsida, Malpighiales, Linaceae.
AUCCCUUAUUAAUCCACUAUGUCUUCCUGUAUAAAGUACAUAACCAAACCCUCCACUCCAUUCUCUUUUGUACCCUCCCUCCCCACAAAUCCAACUUCCACUUACUCUUCGAAUCUUCCUUCCUUCAUCAUUCCCUCUCUUCUCCUUCCUCCCUUCCAAACCGACAGCUCCGAUCGAGCAGGAAAAAAUGUUGCAGAAAGUCAUGGAAACUUGCUGUGUGCAGCCCAGAGAUGUUGCCAUCCUCGAGAAUGGCAGCACCAGCAGCAGCAAUGGCAGCACCAGCAGUAGCAAUAAGAUCAUGGGGACGGUUGUGUUGAUGAAGAAGAACGUUCUGGACCUGCACGACGUCAAAGCUUCGUUCCUCGAUCGAAUUCAUGAGCUUCUCGGCAAAGGCAUCUCCAUCCACCUUAUCAGCUCUGUUCAUCCGGAUCCAGGUCACCCCUUUUCUCCUUUCCUCUCCCCCUGCAUUGAAUAGAAUGCACCCAUCAAUGGUUUGAAGUUUCUUGAAUGAAAACAAAAAAGGAAAAGACUUUGGUAUCUUCUUCUGGUAUUCCCCAGUCCCAAUCCAACAGACUUUCUACGAGCCAUUUCAAAGCUCGCUCCUGUUUCUUGUUUGCUUAUCAACGUAGACAAAGCUAACUACGGUGGUGUUUGCUGGCAAUUUCCUCCAGAGAAUGGAUGGAGGGGCAUGAUUGGGAAAGAAGCCUCCUUGGAGAAUGGGUUCACAGGACGACACCUUUAACAGCUACUGAGACUAGUUUUUCCAUUACCUUCAACUGGGAUCACUCCACCAUGGGCGUACCUGGAGCUUUCAUCAUCAGAAACCAUCACCACAGUCAAUUCUACCUCAAGACCUUAACUUUAGACGAUUUCCCGGGCCAUGGCCGAAUUCAUUUCAUCUGCAAUUCAUGGGUCUAUCCUGCUCACAGAUACAAAUACGACCGCGUUUUCUUCUCGAACAAGACAUACCUACCAUGUCAAACGCCAGAACCAUUGCGCCAAUUGAGAGAACAAGAACUUAUUAACCUGAGAGGAAAUGGGAAAGGACAGCUGAAAGAAUGGGACAGAGUUUAUGACUAUGCUUACUACAAUGAUCUGGGUAGUCCAGAUAAGGGUGAAGCCUAUGCGCGCCCUGUUCUUGGUGGAUCCAAGGAGUAUCCCUAUCCCAGAAGAGGAAGAACAGGACGAAAGCCAACCAAAAAAGAUCCCAAGUCAGAGAGCAGAUUGCCACUUCUAAGCCUGGACAUCUACGUACCUAGGGAUGAACGGUUUGGACACGUGAAGUUCUCAGAUUUCUUAGCAUAUGCUCUGAAAUCUAUUGCUCAAGUACUUCUCCCGGAGAUUUCGUCUAUAUGCGACAAGACGAUCAACGAGUUCGAUUGUUUUGAGGAUGUUUUUGACCUCUAUAAUGGCGGCAUAAAGCUGCCAGGUAAGGCCACGGUGAGCAAAGUAAGAAAUCGCAUACCUUGGGAAUUACUGAAGGAACUUGUUCGCAAUGAUGGUGAGAGGUUUCUAAAGUUCCCCAUUCCUGAAGUAAUCAAAGAGGACAAGUCUGCAUGGAGGACUGAUGAAGAAUUUGCUCGAGAGAUGCUUGCUGGAGUCAACCCAGUCAUCAUCAGCCGCCUACAAGAGUUCCCACCAGCUAGCCAGCUAGACCCUAAACAAUACGGAAACCAGCAUAGCACAAUCAAAAAGGAAGACAUCGAAGUCAACAUGAAUGGACUCACCGUCGACCAAGCAAUAGAAAGCAACAGGCUGUUCAUAUUGGACCAUCAUGAUGCACUGAUGAUAUACUUGAGGAAGAUAAACUCGACCAACACAAAGACUUACGCCACCAGAACGAUUCUGUUCCUUCAAGACGAUGGAACAUUGAAGCCAUUAGCAAUCGAACUGAGCCUCCUACAUCCACAGGGGGACUAUCGUGGUGCAGUCAGCAGAGUAUUCACUCCAGCAGAAGAUGGAACAGUCGAGGGCUCAAUUUGGCAGCUAGCCAAAGCUUAUGCCGCAGUGAAUGAUUCUGGAUAUCAUCAGCUGAUCAGUCACUGGCUGAACACUCAUGCUGUGAUAGAGCCCUUCAUAAUUGCGACGAAUAGGCAGUUGAGCGUUCUCCACCCUAUCCACAAGCUUCUGCAGCCACAUUUCCGUGACACGAUGAAUAUAAAUGCUUUGGCAAGACAAAUUCUGAUCAAUGCUGGUGGCAUGCUGGAGAUCACAGUGUUCCCAGCUAGAUACUCCAUGGAAAUGUCUGCUGUUUUGUACAAGAAUUGGGUCUUCACUGAACAGGCACUCCCUGCCGAUCUUAUAAAGAGAGGAAUAGCAGUUCCAGACAAAACCAAGCCACAUGGCCUCAAGCUUCUGAUAGAGGACUACCCAUAUGCAGUCGAUGGGCUGGAGAUAUGGUCGGCAAUCGAGACAUGGGUACAGGAAUACUGCGACUUCUACUACCCAACAGACGAAUUGGUCCAAAGCGACGAGGAACUCCAAUCGUGGUGGUUAGAGCUACGCAACGAAGGCCAUGGAGACAAGAGAGACGAGCCAUGGUGGCCCGAAAUGCAGACAAGAGUCGACCUCAAACAAACAUGCACAAUCAUCAUAUGGGUAGCUUCAGCGCUCCACGCAGCAGUGAAUUUCGGGCAGUACCCUUAUGCAGGCUUCCUUCCCAACCGUCCCACAAUUAGCCGGCGGUUCAUGCCGGAGCCGGGGACGCCGGAGUACCGCGAGCUGGAGCAAGACCCGGAGUUGGGUUAUUUGAAGACGAUUACAGCACAGUUACAGACUUUGCUGGGGGUAUCGCUAAUCGAGAUUCUAUCGAGGCAUUCGACGGACGAGAUUUACCUUGGGCAGAGGGAGAGCGACGAGUGGACCUGCGAUGAAGAACCGCUGGCAGCGUUCAGGCGAUUUGGGAAGAGGUUAAUGGGGAUCGAGGGGCGGAUUACGGAAAUGAAUAGUAAUCCGAAAUUGAAGAACAGAGUUGGGCCGGUGAAGGUUCCUUAUACGUUGUUGUUCCCGAAUACAUCGGAUUACUCGAGGGAAGGUGGGCUUACUGGGAAAGGGGUUCCAAAUAGUAUCUCCAUCUGA